Molecule: messenger RNA, 1221 nt
Organism: Melampsora larici-populina 98AG31
Lineage: Eukaryota; Fungi; Basidiomycota; Pucciniomycetes; Pucciniales; Melampsoraceae
Exons: 13
Coding region: 1-1221 (406 amino acids)
Biological process (GO): transmembrane transport
Cellular component (GO): membrane
Molecular function (GO): transmembrane transporter activity
Source: RefSeq, a predicted model, not a curated record
AUGGCUGAACUACCAGCGAAUCUGUACCUCAAAAAGAUUGGCCCCCACAUCUUCCUACCAACGAUUGUAACGAUUUGGGGUAUUGUUACCACGUUUCAAGGGUUUAUCACCUCUUAUAGCGGUCUGAUCGCGACUCGAUUUUUUCUUGGUUUAGUCGAAGGUGGACUAUUUCCGGGGAUAGUCUUGUAUCUUUCAACCUUCUAUACUCGUCGUGAAUUGCAACUGCGUAUUGCUUUAUUCUUCUCUGCAGCCUCAUUAUCCGGCGCUUUCUCAGGGUUAUUGGCAUAUGGCUUGAUUUGUUUGGAUGGUGUGGGCGGCAGACCGGGGUGGGCUUGGAUCUUCAUUGUCGAGGGUCUCUUCACCCUUGUGUGUGGGAUUUGUGGCUAUUUCAUCAUCCCGGCUACACCAACUGCAACCCGCUUCUUGAGCGCGAGACAAAAAGGUUUGAUAGUAGCCAAGGAAAUCCUUCUUCAAUUCAGGAUCAUAUCAAGACGUUUAGCGAGAGAUACACCUAUGGGAGCUAUAGAUGAACAGUUUUCCUGGUGCGAUGUGUGGGCAUCACUUAAGAGCCCGCACGUUUUAUUCAAUUCUGUGACGUUGUUCGGAUCUGGAACUGCUCUUUACAGUCUUGCGUAUUUCCAACCAACCAUUGUCAACAGUCUAGGAUACGAUUCAAACCGUGCACAGCUCAUGAGUGUACCUCCAUUUGCCGUGGCCUUUGUUGUCAUGAUGUCGACUGCCUAUGUUUCAGAUCUCUUUGAGGCCAGAGGGGCCACGACGUGUGGAGCUGCAAUUCUUGGACUCAAGUACGGCUCACUAUUUUUAUCUGUACCUGGAAUUUACUCUAUACCACCCUCUUUGGCUGCCUGGCUAUCGAAUAAUAGCUUCGGUCAUUAUCGGAAGGCUGUCUCAAUUGCAAUCGGAUUUAUUUGCACAAAUAUUGGAGGUAUUUUGAGUACCUGGCUAUUCCCGAAUUCAGACAGUCCUCAAUAUCGGAAAGCUACUAUCAUAAACAUCUCAUUCUCUAGUAUCAUUGUGGUUUUUACACUUCUGAACAUGUGUUGGCUUCGUUAUGCCAACGUUCAAAAAAGAACUAAGCGAGAUCAAUUGCUCGAUGGCUAUCAACUCGACACAAGCGACGCUUCAGCCAACUCUGAAGAAAGUAUUCGCGCAUGGAAAGAACUUGGAGACCAACAUCCCGACUUCAUUUACGCGUAUUAA